Monoraphidium neglectum is the source of this 294-nucleotide messenger RNA. RefSeq names its product Cytochrome P450 86A1. Lineage: Eukaryota; Viridiplantae; Chlorophyta; Chlorophyceae; Sphaeropleales; Selenastraceae. Gene Ontology annotation, molecular function: iron ion binding; oxidoreductase activity, acting on paired donors, with incorporation or reduction of molecular oxygen; monooxygenase activity. Bases 1 to 294 code for a protein of 97 amino acids. The record is from RefSeq and is a predicted model, not a curated record. The transcript is spliced from 3 exons.
AUGCACCGGGUCCACGACUGGGCUGUGGAGCAUCAGCGGGGCAUCGGGCGCGGCGGCGCGACGCUCGCGUUCACCGUGCCGUUUCUGCGCACCUUUUAUUGCAUCACCGACCCGGCGGUGUUGGAGUGGGUGCUCAAGACGCGGAUGACUAAUUUCGUGAAGGGCGAGGUGGUCAGGACCAACAUGGGACCACUGCUGGGAAGCGGCAUCUUUGCUGUUGACGGCGAGGAGUGGCGCUGGCAGCGCAAGCUGGCGGCGCGGAUAUUCUCCGUCAGCAGGUGCGCGGAGGCAUGA